UUUAACAAAAUGUUUAUUCUGUUUUACCCCUUUAAAAAGAUAUUCUAAAAUAAGAUAAAAUGAUCACAGCGAUAGUCUGAAAGUUUCACUGUCAUGUAUCGCGAUACUUCUCCACGUUGACUUCACGACUCCGAGAUCUCGUCCAUGCAAACAAAGAUGGUGGCUUCCUGAUGGUCCAUGUGGCUUUGAAGACAGAAGAGUCCGUCAUAACUUUACAUUGACUUAUUGAAUAUAACUGAAACUAUCAGCAGACUCGGCGGUGAAGCUGCGAGCAGCUCUGUGAACAAACAAAAAUGCAACACGACGAUGUGAUCUGGGACAUUAUUGGGAACAAACAGUUCUGCUCCUUCAAAGUGAAGACGAAGAGCCAGAACUUCUGUCGGAAUGAAUACAACAUCACGGGGCUGUGCAACCGCUCGUCCUGCCCGCUGGCCAACAGCCAGUACGCCACCAUCAGAGAGGAGAAAGGUCAGUGUUUCCUCUACAUGAAGGUGAUUGAGAGAGCAGCGUUUCCUGCCAAGAUGUGGGAGAAGGUGAAGCUCAGUAAGAACUACGAGAAAGCUCUGGAACAGAUCGAUGAGAGUUUGAUCUACUGGCCUCGAUUCAUCAGACAUAAAUGCAAACAGCGUUUCACCAAGAUCACCCAGUACCUGAUCCGCAUGCGCAAACUGGUCCUCAAGAGACAGAGGAAGCUGGUUCCUCUGAGCAGGAAGGUGGAGAAGAGAGAGAAGAGGAAAGAGGAGAAAGCUCUGAUCGCCGCUCAGCUGGACAACGCCAUCGAGAAGGAGCUGCUGGAGAGACUCAAGCAGGGAACGUACGGAGACAUCUACAACUUCCCAAUCCACGCCUUCGACAGAGCUCUGGAGCAACAGGACGAAGAGAGCGAGUCAGAUGAGGAAGAAGAGGAGGAGGAGGAGGAGGAGGAAGAUGACGAGGACGUCGGCAGGAGAGAGUUCGUGGUGGAUGAAGAGGUGGAGGAGAGCGACCUGAGCGACUUCGAGGACAUGAACAAACUGAAGACGAGCAGCGACGAGGAGGAACAGGACGAGGAAGACGAGGAGUCCAGUGAAGAGGAGGAAGAGGAGGAGAUGGAGGUGGAGACGCAGACGAAGGCCUCCAAGUCGAAAGGCAAAUCUCCAGCUAACGGCUCAGUGGCGAGGAAGAAGCGAGCGUACGUGGAGAUUGAGUACGAGCAGGAGGCGGAGCCCACCACCAAGAGCAGAGCCACGUAGUGAUGUCACAGCCUCUGCCGCCAAUCGAACUCCGAGCUGUCUGUGAGGUCGGCGGCCUCGCCCCUGAGGACACGCCCCUCCAUGUAAACGCACUCAUCGGUGUGUUUAAAGCUCCGUCUUCUGCUUUCUGCCAGUCUGAACAGUGACGCCGGUAAACGUUGGCGUGCAGCGUCAGAACUUUUGGACUUUAUCUCACAUUGUGGUUAACGAGGCAAAUGAGAAGGAAACCAGGACAGAACCAGUCAGGCUACGUCAGAGUCUGCAGAGGAAGCACUCGUCCGCCUCUCCUGGUCUUCCUAGCUAACAAGCUACAUGCUAACCAUUAGCGCUGUACGUCCAGUAACCAGUUCAGUUCAGUUCAGUCUUACCCAGCAGUCCUCUGAUGAAUCCUCCUCCAUCAGUUUGAAAGACGUCGUUUGUGCCGCCGUUGUACUUGAUAAGUGUUCCUAUUAUUUUGUCCACCCCGCUUACAUCACUGAGGGGAGUCAAAAUGAGAGAAACACCUGUGAGACUGAACAUUUCAACCAUGAAGGAGGAUUUAUCACAGGUCAGCUGCUUUAGUUUGAGCUGGGUGUACCUAUUAAACUGGCCACUGAUCAGUUAUCACCAACCUCACAACCCACGAUAACCAGGUUACAUUUAAAGAGACAGUCCACCCAAAAGUGCAAAAAUAAACCAGUUGGUUUGGUUUUUUGAGACUUCAGAUAUCUGGCUUUUAUUAGAAAUUAGUUCCACUUAAAAUGAGUAAAAAUAGAAUAAAUCAAGCUCAGAGAUUUAUUUUCUCUCCCAGAAUAAAUCAUGAAAAUCCUUUUGGUCGUAACUUUUUGCCCCUGAGUCCACAUGUCCUCAUAAAACAGGGUCCCCGUAAGUCCCGUAAGGUUGUGUUCACUGUGUUUUCUGUUUUCUGUGUUUGUCUGGAAGCUCCAGCUGGAGAUGUGAUGAGUUCAGGUGUAACUUCUUCAUCAUCUCACUCUGUUGGAACAGAAGUCACCCAAAGUGACUUCAACUCGUUUUCCUCAUUAAAAAAAUGCUUCGUUAAAUAUUAAAAACAACAAAUGUCAAUAAAACAACUUUGGAAAAAACUCUGUAAUCCUGAUCUGACAGAAAAACAGGACAAAAAGAACAUGUUAAUGAUUAGUCAUGGGAAAUCUGGAUGAUUCUGAUCUAGAAGUUUUGUCCAGGAGAGCAGGAAGAGAUCAGGAUGUUUUAGUUGUGAUCUGGUUUCACUCCGGUUUUAAGACCAGUGUGACCUCGUCUAACUCGUGUUUCACAUUAGCCUCUCUGACAGCAGGGUUACGUAACAGGAAGCAGAGUGGAGCGAACAGGAUGUUGACCAUCCCGAUCAACACCAUGAGACAGGGAAAACCCACUGCCUGGGCCAGAGCGCCCCCUGUGGACGGUCCUGAAACAACAGAUUUUUAAAUAUUAUUAUCAUGAGAACAGAAACUUCUUAAAUACUUUAUAGUACUACAUGUUUGUGAAAAUAGGAUCACGUUUCCCAUCCAGGAUG
Molecule: messenger RNA, 2742 nt
Organism: Chelmon rostratus (copperband butterflyfish)
Lineage: Eukaryota; Metazoa; Chordata; Actinopteri; Chaetodontiformes; Chaetodontidae
Gene: mak16
Product: MAK16 homolog (S. cerevisiae)
Exons: 10
Coding region: 294-1232 (312 amino acids)
Biological process (GO): maturation of 5.8S rRNA; maturation of LSU-rRNA
Cellular component (GO): nucleolus; preribosome, large subunit precursor
Source: RefSeq, a predicted model, not a curated record